This is a messenger RNA of Gracilinanus agilis (Agile Gracile Mouse Opossum), 2057 nucleotides long. It is a transcript of the gene ARHGAP26, whose product is annotated as Rho GTPase activating protein 26. The coding region runs from base 1 to 1986 and encodes 661 amino acids. Gene Ontology annotation, cellular component: cytoplasm. The record is from RefSeq and is a predicted model, not a curated record. NCBI's taxonomy places the organism in Eukaryota, Metazoa, Chordata, Mammalia, Didelphimorphia, Didelphidae. Gene Ontology annotation, biological process: signal transduction. The transcript has 19 exons. Gene Ontology annotation, molecular function: GTPase activator activity; protein binding.
AUGGGACUCCCAGCUCUGGAGUUCAGUGACUGCUGCUUGGACAGCCCGCAAUUCCGAGACACGCUCAAGUCUCAUGAAGCCGAGCUGGAUAAGACCAACAAGUUCAUUAAAGAGCUCAUCAAGGAUGGGAAAACCCUCAUCUCGGCGCUCAAGAAUUUGUCUUCUGCCAAGCGGAAAUUUGCUGAUUCUCUAAAUGAAUUUAAAUUCCAAUGCAUAGGAGAUGCAGAGACAGAUGAUGAAAUGUGCAUAGCAAGGUCUUUGCAAGAGUUUGCUACUGUUCUCAGGAAUCUUGAAGAUGAGCGGAUACGGAUGAUUGAAAAUGCCAGUGAAGUGCUCAUCACGCCUCUUGAAAAGUUCCGCAAGGAGCAGAUUGGGGCUGCCAAGGAUGCAAAGAAGAAGUAUGACAAGGAGACAGAGAAGUACUGUGGUGUCUUGGAGAAACACUUGAACUUGUCUUCCAAGAAGAAGGAAGCUCAUCUUCAUGAGGUAAGGCUGCCAUCUUUAACUCUUGCUUUUCAGAGGAAUACUUUGAACUUUUGGGGGGUAUACUUAGGAUUUCCUUUGGGUCACUUUGGCACUUCUUGGGUGAAGCACUAUUGUACAUACCAACGGGAAUCCAAACGGAUCACCAUGGUGCCCUUUGACCAGAAAUCAGGAGGAAAGGGGGGAGAAGAUGAGUCAGUCAUUCUCAAAUCAUGCACACGACGGAAAACAGACUCUAUCGAGAAGAGGUUUUGCUUUGAUGUAGAAGCCAUAGAUAGGCCAGGUAUUAUCACCAUGCAGGCAUUGUCUGAAGAAGACCGGAGACUGUGGAUGGAAGCCAUGGAUGGCCAGGAACCAGUCUACAACUCAAACAAAGACAUUCAGAGUGAAGGAACUGCACAAUUGGACACCAUUGGCUUCAGCAUAAUCAGGAAGUGCAUUCAUGCUGUGGAGACCAGAGGGAUCAAUGAGCAAGGACUCUACAGAAUUGUUGGCGUCAACUCCAGAGUCCAGAAGUUGCUGAGUGUUUUGAUGGACCCCAAAACAGCGUCUGAAACAGAAGUAGAUAUCUGUGCAGAGUGGGAAAUAAAGACUAUUACUAGUGCACUGAAAACUUAUUUAAGAAUGCUCCCUGGACCACUCAUGAUGUACCAGUUCCAAAGGAGUUUCAUCAAAGCAGCAAAGCUGGAGAACCAGGAGUCUCGCGUCUCAGAAAUCCAUGCCCUGGUUCAUCGGCUCCCUGAAAAAAACAGACAGAUGUUACAGUUACUCAUGAACCAUUUGGCGAAUGUUGCUAAUAACCACAAGCAAAAUUUGAUGACUGUGGCUAACCUGGGUGUGGUGUUUGGACCCACGUUGCUAAGACCACAAGAAGAAACAGUGGCAGCCAUCAUGGAUAUCAAGUUCCAGAAUAUUGUGAUUGAGAUAUUGAUAGAAAACCAUGAAAAGAUAUUUAACACGGUGCCUGAUGCACUCCUCACAAACACCCAACAGGGCUUGUCUUGGAAGAAAAGCAAUGACUCGAAACCUCCCUCUUGUAGUGAGAGGCCCCUGACGCUAUUUCACACAGUCCAGGCAACAGAAAAACAAGAACAAAGAAACAGCCUCAUCAACUCCAGUCUGGAAUCUGUCGUCUCUUCAAAUGCCAACAGCAUCCUUAAUUCUAAUAGUCCUCUGCAGCCCAGUGUGAAUUCAAGUGACCCUGAGUUGGAAGUGAUGAAACCCACUAGGCCCAGUUCACUCCCCCCGAAUCCAAGCCCAACUUCACCCCUCUCACCGUCCUGGCCCAUGUUCUCCGCGCCAUCCAGCCCUAUGCCCACCUCAUCUACGUCCAGUGACUCAUCCCCCAUCAGCUCACCCUACCGGAAAGCAAAAGCCUUGUAUGCCUGCAAGGCUGAACAUGACUCAGAACUCUCGUUCACAGCAGGCACUGUCUUCGAUAAUGGUGAGUGUUUCAUUCCUCCACAGGAGUCGGGGGGGGGGGGGACCCUUCACACCCUUUAGAGGCCCCACACAAAUGGUCAGAGAUAUAUAAAGAAUAUGGUUGAAUCCUUAUUGUAUUUUUUUUCUCACUA